AUGGAGCGUAUAAUCCGUACUCUAGUGGCGCUCCUUUCAACAGUAGUUAUACAAAGCCUACCUAUCAAUAACGGAUUCAGUGUGAAAUUCAACCCACUUGCUGUGAAGGAAGAAUUAAAACUGAAAACAUUUGGUGCUCUCUUUGCUAAGAUUCCACAAGAAAUAACGUCAGCCGAAUCAAAAGUCAGACGCGAAGUGGUUUCGAAGGCGUACUAUCCGAACCCACCAGACUUAGGAACUGGUUGCUCGAAUCAAGUGGCAAAAGUUAUAUUUCCAGCGAAGAAUACAAAUAAUGAUGAGGACAUAAUUCAGCCUGCUGAGGGUCUGAACUUUAUUAAUUUGCCAAUUGUGAAACAGCCGUACGAUAACUAUAAAAUUUUGGUGGCAACUGCUCCACCAAACGUCAAAAUAAAUAACGAGGAAGAAAAUACCCCGCUAGUAAUUUAUGUAGUAUUUCCUGGAGAUGGAGCCGAUGAAACAGAUUCAAUUAAUAUACCAAUGAUUUAUUUCGUCAAUCAACACAACGGGAAAAUGGAUUUCAACAAACCAGGGAAAGCUGAACCGAUAUUGAUUAUAAACAGCAACCGAACGGUCACUGGAUUGAAAAGUAAGGAGAUAGAGAAAUUUGUGAAAUUUAAAAAUAAAUUAACGAAGCGGUAUAAUUAUCAAAUUUCAAGAUAA
Molecule: messenger RNA, 681 nt
Organism: Ostrinia furnacalis (Asian corn borer)
Lineage: Eukaryota; Metazoa; Arthropoda; Insecta; Lepidoptera; Crambidae
Exons: 2
Coding region: 1-681 (226 amino acids)
Source: RefSeq, a predicted model, not a curated record